This is a messenger RNA of Aspergillus novofumigatus IBT 16806, 384 nucleotides long. RefSeq lists its product as uncharacterized. The coding region runs from base 1 to 384 and encodes 127 amino acids. The transcript is spliced from 3 exons. NCBI's taxonomy places the organism in Eukaryota, Fungi, Ascomycota, Eurotiomycetes, Eurotiales, Aspergillaceae. The record is from RefSeq and is a predicted model, not a curated record.
AUGUGGGACUAUACAGACGCCUCGUUGUGGGCUCACGCCCAAGCCUUCAGCGACUUCAUGAAGCCCGAAAAAUACGACGGCGCAGCCAUGAUGGGAGUGUUCCUGGACUAUGUGCGGCGCACCCGCCGUUUCGACGCCUUCACCGCGAUUCCCAACUUGGGGGGCGUGGCGGAGCUCACCACUGUUGACGACGUCGUGGAGCAGUUCGGAGCGGAUAUCCCAUCCAACCUGCAACGCGGCUUCCAACUCGCCUUUUCGUUCAAUAACCCCAAUGCUACUGUCUACAUGGAACUCAUCAAAAUCUCGGAAAAGGGCUUGAGCAAGGUCGCGAAUGUGGAAGGCAUAUUCGUCGAGUUCUUGUCAUUGUACAUGUUUCAGUCAUAG